AUGCCGGGCGACCUACAGCCACCAAAGAUAGGGCAAAAGCCGCACCUUAUUGACAGAUUACAGACCCCCAAAGAUAUCACCGGAGGACCUAGGCCUCCACGGAGACAGCAUUCGUCACGCUUUGAUAUCUCAGACCAACGCCAGAGGGAACUAGAGAAACUUCCUGGGUUUCAUGAAGUACCACCAAACCGGCGACAAGACUUGUUCAUGCAGAAAAUCGACCAGUGCAACAUUAUUUUUGAUUUCAACGAUGCAACGGGAGAUAUGAAAUCUAAAGAAAUCAAACGACUUGCUCUCCAUGAGCUGCUCGACUAUGUUGCCAACAAUCGGUCGGUCAUCACAGAACCUAUGUACCCCAAGGUGGUGGAAAUGUUCAGUAAAAACCUGUUCCGACCGAUCCCCCCUCCGGUUAACCCUCAAGGAGAUGCAUUCGACCCGGAAGAAGACGAGCCUGUGCUAGAGGUAGCAUGGCCUCACAUUCAGGUUGUCUAUGAAUUCUUCCUCAGAUUCAUUGAGAGUCAAGAUUUCAGCACCAACAUCGCCAAAGCAUAUAUCGACCACCAAUUUGUUUUGCAGGUAAGAUUUCCUCCCCAUGCCAUGGCGUACAGUCGUUACAGAACUAAUUCCUCUUCUAGCUACUUGAACUAUUUGAUUCUGAAGAUCCCAGAGAGCGUGACUUUUUGA
Trichophyton rubrum CBS 118892 is the source of this 684-nucleotide messenger RNA. Its product is annotated as serine/threonine-protein phosphatase 2A regulatory subunit gamma isoform. The record is from RefSeq and is a predicted model, not a curated record. Gene Ontology annotation, molecular function: protein phosphatase regulator activity. Bases 1 to 684 code for a protein of 227 amino acids. The transcript has a single exon. Gene Ontology annotation, cellular component: protein phosphatase type 2A complex. Gene Ontology annotation, biological process: signal transduction. NCBI's taxonomy places the organism in Eukaryota, Fungi, Ascomycota, Eurotiomycetes, Onygenales, Arthrodermataceae.